Cadophora gregata is the source of this 1056-nucleotide messenger RNA. It is a transcript of the gene BUD16, whose product is annotated as putative pyridoxal kinase. Bases 1 to 1056 code for a protein of 351 amino acids. The record is from RefSeq and is a predicted model, not a curated record. NCBI's taxonomy places the organism in Eukaryota, Fungi, Ascomycota, Leotiomycetes, Helotiales, Ploettnerulaceae. Gene Ontology annotation, biological process: pyridoxal 5'-phosphate salvage. The transcript has 5 exons. Gene Ontology annotation, molecular function: pyridoxal kinase activity. Gene Ontology annotation, cellular component: cytosol.
AUGUCUUCCGAGCACCCAGUGCCCGAAACCCGCGUGCUUGCGGUUGCCAGUCAUGUUGUUUACGGAUAUGUCGGAAACACCAUGGCGACGUUCGCAAUGCAGUCUCUGGGCUGUGAAGUAGCUGCUCUCAACACUGUACAAUUCAGCAAUCAUCUAGGAUACGGUCAAGCAAAAGGCACCCGUGCGACAGCGGAAGAAAUUACAGAUUUGUACCAAGGCCUCAAAGAUUCCUACCUCGAUGAUUUCCAAAUGAUGCUUUCUGGUUACCUCCCUGGUGCAGCCUCCGUCAAUGCAGUCGGAACCAUCGCACGAGAUCUGAAAUACAAAUCUACAAUGAAACCCGGCAGUUUCUUCUGGGUGCUCGAUCCGGUCAUGGGAGAUAAUGGGAAGUUGUAUGUCGCAGAGGAUGUAGUGCCAGCAUAUAAAGACUUGAUCAAGGAUGCUGAUUUGAUACUACCGAAUCAGUUCGAGGCAGAAACUCUGUCAGGAGUGAAAAUUGUGGAUAUGGAAACCCUGAAGCAAGCCAUAACGACGUUACACGAGCAGUACAGAAUCCCACACAUCCUGAUCACCUCGAUAGCCUUCCCAACACCAGGCGCAACACCAUCUCUCUCCGUUGUCGGUUCGACCUUCACUUCCAGUGCGACACCACGUAUCUUUGGAAUCAAGAUCCCAGCUAUAGAUUGUUUCUUUAGUGGCACAGGAGACAUGUUCGCAGCGCUAAUGUUGGUUCGACUCAGAGAAGCUGUGAACAACACGGAGGGGCUGAUGGACACUGCUGCGUGGGUUAGCGGGGAUGAGGUCGAAGCUACAGAAUUACCACUUGCGAAAGCUACGGAGAAAGUACUUGCUAGUAUGCAUGAAGUUCUGACGAGGACGAAAAAGCAAAGAGACGAAGAACUGGAGAAAUAUCAUAGCCGGGUUGGUGCACGAGAUUCAGAAGCAGAUGCGAAGAAGUUGAAGCUGGUUACGUCGAAGGCGGCAGAGGUUAGACUUGUGCGGAAUUUGGACUGCUUGAAAUUCCCUGAAGUGAAAUUUACGGCAGAGAAGGUAUAG